AUGAGCAACACCGAUAAGAGCUCGUUAUCUAGUGACAUAGAUGCCUGGAUUGGCUUCGCUGCAACGGGAAAUGACUGGGAACUAGAGCAGCUGCGCCAUCUUGUCGGCCAGCAAGACACAUUAGGCCAAACGGCGCUCAUGCACUACGUAAGGAAUGGGUGGUACAAGCGUAUCUACCUUUUCGCUGGGGAGGUGGCUUGUCGGGAUGUCAAUGGAGAUGAUGCCUUGGCACAUGCUAAACGUGUCCACAAUGAGGAGGCCGUUCACCGUAUUGCGAUACUACUCAAGAAUGCACAAAAAGGAAAGGGUCAUUAG
Molecule: messenger RNA, 315 nt
Organism: Giardia duodenalis
Lineage: Eukaryota; Fornicata; Diplomonadida; Hexamitidae
Exons: 1
Coding region: 1-315 (104 amino acids)
Source: RefSeq, a predicted model, not a curated record